AUGGGCGCCCAGUACAUGGAGUGCAGCAGCAAAGAGAUGCGCGGCGUCGACGAGAUUUUCGAAAAGGCCAUAAUGACCGUUGUCGCCAACGACCGCAGGAAUCUCGAGGCUCAGAUGGCCUCGGCUGGUCCCUCGUCGGGUGCGGGCGGCAACAUUGGCGGCGUCCCCAUUAAGCGUAAGAAGCGGAGUUGCAAGAUUCUCUAA
Messenger RNA from Parascedosporium putredinis, 204 nucleotides. Lineage: Eukaryota; Fungi; Ascomycota; Sordariomycetes; Microascales; Microascaceae. The record is from the annotation of a GenBank genome assembly.